AUGAAUCGUACACUGUCAGAUACAACAAACUUCACUCAAUUAUUUGAGCCCUUAGUUGCUGUUUUUCCUCAACGUGUUAAUCUUGACAAUUCUUUUUUGGCAUUCAGUCUUGAUUCAUCAACAUCUUCGGGACAUAUGAAACCAGCAUUAGAAAGUCAUCCGUUGAUGAUGACAACAUUCAUUUCAUUGUAUACACUAAUCUUUUUCUUUGGCAUAAGUGGAAAUUUUCUUGUUGUCCUCGUCGUAUGUCGAAACAAAACCAUGCAAACAGUUACUAAUGUAUUUAUCACAAAUUUAGCAUUUUCCGAUAUUCUAAUGUGUUGCCUAGCUGUACCAUUUACCGCAAUAUCAGCCUAUGUGCCUAGUUGGCAUCUUGGACGUAUUUUAUGCCAUAUUGUACCAAUGUCAUUGGGAAUAUCGGUUUAUGUAUCAACGUUAACAUCAUUAGCUAUAGCUGUGGACAGAUAUUUUGUUAUUGUUCAUCCAUUUCGUUCAAGAAUGAGAUUAGGCGUUUGUAUUCUAUUAAUUAUUGUUAUCUGGAUUGUGGGCAUAUCAAUAUCGUUACCAUUAGCUAUCUACAUGAGAUUUGAUAAAGGGAAAUGUGGGGAAUACUGGCCUCAACAUACAUCACGACGUUUUUUCAAUUUUUCCUCAUUAAUUCUUCAAUAUUUGAUACCAUUCAGUGUUAUUUCCUUUAGCUAUUACAAAGUAUGGUUAGCACUGGCUCGCCGUCGUUUACCAGGUCGAACACGUGUCAAAGAAGAAAUAGAAAUUUGUCGAAAAAAACGAACUAAUCGGAUGUUAAUUGCAAUGGUUGUGAUAUUUGCUAUAUGUUGGCUCCCAUUGAAUAUUGUUCAUAUGGUAUCAGAAUUUCAUCGUCAAGAAUUAAAAAACAACUAUACAACAUUAUUUUUGACUACCCAUGUUAUUGCUAUGAGCUCAACAAUUUAUAAUCCAUUUUUAUAUGCUUGGUUAAACGAUAAUUUUCGUAAAGAAUUUCAACAAAUUGUUCCAUGGUUUUUUAAGCUAUUUGUAUGUUGUAAUAAUCAACGUACACUUACUGUAUCAGAAGGGGAGUACUAUGACCGUCCAUCAACAUUCCAGUUGCCACCAGAAUCAACAAUGGCCACUGGUCUAUCAGCAAAGAAAGAUGACAAUUUACAUAUGAUUAGUGAAAAAGAAAAUGGAUCAACAUUUAUACCAAAAGCAGCCAUCAUAGCCACACUAGACAAGGGAAAAAAAUUAAAAAAGUUUUCGAGAAAAACAUCAGCUGGUAGUGAUUCACCAUUUAUUCAUGUAUCAAUACCACCAUCAUCUUCAAUACCUUUAUUACAAUCGGGACCAAGUUCAGUUUCUAACAAUGAGACAAGUCGAACACGAAUACUGCCGUUUGAUGAAGUCACAACACAACAAAAAGUGCAUGGUAUCAGCAAAAAAUCAAAGAGGGAACACAGACAAUGA
Didymodactylos carnosus is the source of this 1461-nucleotide messenger RNA. NCBI's taxonomy places the organism in Eukaryota, Metazoa, Rotifera, Eurotatoria, Philodinida, Philodinidae. The record is from the annotation of a GenBank genome assembly.